AUGGCAACGGUUUCAAAGAUAUCGUCACUCUUAUCAUUAUCCAAACCUAAACUCAUUCACCACACCAAUUCCUUUCUCUUCCCCGCUUCAAAUCUCAGAACCCAAAGCAGCAGCAACGUCGCUACCAGACUCACAAAGAAGAAGACAGAAGCAGCACUUGCCAAGGAAAAGAGACGAACUCGUUCCGAUAAAGAACUCGACAAGGACACAAUCAUUGAGCUUUAUAACAACAACUCUCAUCUUCAUAUUCCCGUCAUGCUUUCCGAAGUCUUGGAUGUCUUCUCAAAUUGCACCUUAACCUCUUUCGUUGAUUGCACUCUUGGCGCCGCUGGCCACUCCACCAAUGUGAUUAGAGGACAUCCAGAGUUGAAGUAUUUUGUUGGGAUUGAUGUGGAUCCUGUGGCCAGCGGCGUAGCUAAAUCGCGGAUCGGUUCUGUUUUGGACGAUAGUGAGUCUAGUGUGAAAGUGUUUACCAUGUUAAGGAAUUUUAGACACAUCAAGUCUGUGCUUAGAGGAACAGGCGAGGAACACUUGGGGGUUGCGUCUAUUGAUGGCAUCUUGAUGGACCUUGGAAUGUCAUCUAUGCAGGUGGAUGAUCCUCAAAGAGGAUUUAGUGUGCUUGGUGAUGGUCCCCUUGAUAUGCGUAUGGAUCCUCAGGCAAGCCUUAAAGCAGAAGACAUACUAAAUUCUUGGCCAGAUACUGAAGUGGGCCAUAUCCUAAGGGAUUAUGGGGAAGAAAGUAAUUGGCGCACUCUGCAGAAGAAAAUUGUCCAAGCCCGUUUAGAAGGUGGAUUACAUUCCACUACCGACUUGCUGGAUCUUAUUAAGCGUGUGACUCCUGCAAUGAAAGGUGGAAGGCAAGGUUGGAUAAAGACAGCAACCCGAGUAUUUCAAGCAUUGAGAAUUGCGGUCAAUGACGAAUUGAAAACUCUCGAGGAUUCUCUCUAUUCUUGUUUUGACUGCCUUGCACCUGGGGGCAGGCUUGCUGUCAUAUCCUUUCACAGUUUGGAGGACAGAAUUGUGAAGCAAACAUUUCUUAAUAUAAUUAAAGGGAAUGAAGACAUGGGUGAAGGGGAAAGCGGCAAUGGUGAUCUGAGGAAGAUGAUUGAUGGAAUCAAAGAAAAAGAAGCAUGGAUAAAACAAGUAUUGCAUGGAUCAAAUGGAAUAGUUCUCACAAAAAGGCCAAUCACACCAUCAGAAGAAGAGGAAGAAUUGAACCGCCGAAGUAGAAGUGCAAAGCUCAGGGUUAUUCAGAAGCUUUGA
Molecule: messenger RNA, 1263 nt
Organism: Lathyrus sativus (Indian pea)
Lineage: Eukaryota; Viridiplantae; Streptophyta; Magnoliopsida; Fabales; Fabaceae
Source: the annotation of a GenBank genome assembly